AUGAGUUCAAAAUCAGCUUUUACUACUGACCCUAAUAGUUCAUUCUCUGGAAAUUGUACUGAAGAUUCUAAGAUAGAAAUUCCCAAAAAUAAUUCUGAGAUGGUUUUGGAGGAUGGAAUUUCACUUGAUGGAGAAGAUGCAAGCGAGUACAGUUUUUGUGAUGACAUGAUGCCCGAUGGACUCUACCGAUUUCUUUGUCGCUUGGACGGAACAGAUCAUGGUGUUAAGAAGCAGGGUUGUGCUUGUGUCAAAGUUUGUGAGAAAAGAAAAGUCAAUGAUGUGGUUAAUAGAAGUUAUGAAGAUGUUUUCAAGAAGAUGAUAGACAGGUCAGAGUCAGAGGUUAAAAAUAAGGAUAUUUUGAAAGAGGAAGCUUCUGAAGCAAUUGCUAGAUUUUUCUACCAUAAUGCCAUACCGCCUAAGCUGGUAGAGAGUAAGGAGUUUAUUGCUAUGUGUGAUAUGAUUUCAAGACUCGGCGUUGGAUUUAAGCCACCGUCUAUCAAUGACAUCAAAGAGAAAUAUUUGAAGAAAGCAGAUAAGCCGAUAGAUAAAGCGUUGGAAGAACACAAAGCCGUAUGGAAGAUAAGAGGUUGCACUAUAAUGGUUGAUGCGUGGACCGACAAUAAGAGAACUGCAUUGAACUUGUUCGCCAACAGUCUAAAGGGAAAAUACUUUUUGAAGUCUAUCGAUGCAUCUGAUAUGUUGGAAUCUGACACGCCUUUUAAACUCUUUAAGAUGAUGGAUGACAUUGUUGAAGAGGUUGGAGAAGAAAAUGUUGUCCAAAUUGUGACAGACAAUACACCCUUCUACAAAGCUGCCGGUGAGAUGUUGAUGGAGAAGAGGACUAAGUUGUACUGGACACCUUGUGUAACACACUGCAUUGAGAUGAUAUUGGAAGACUACGAGAACAAGAUACCGAUAUAUGAAAAGACAGUUAAAAAGGCUAAAAGAAUUACAACCUUUAUUUAUUCUAGGGAUUCUAUUGUUUCUCUAUUGCAUAGCUUCACAAAAGGAAUAGAUUUGAUGAAACCGAGUAUUACUCGUUGCACUACGUCUUACUUAACUUUAGACUCUCUAUAUAAGAACAAGGGAGCUUUGAAAAAAAUGUUCAAAUCCAUGGAGUGGAAGUCAAGUCAAUUUGCAAAAACAAGUGUCGGAAAAUCGGUUGAAGAUGUGGUUAUUGACAAAGAGUUUUGGAAAAACAUUUUGAUUUGCUUAAAAGGUGCAGAUCCUUUGAUCGAAGUGCUUCGUUUGGUGAAUUCAAUUGACACAUCAGCCACUGGUUUUAUUUAUGAGGCAAUGGAGCAAGCUAAAGUGGAGAUAAGAAGAAAUCUUUCCAUUGAAAGUUUUAUGCCUCUAUGGAAAAUCAUUGAUGAAAGAUGGGACAAACAACUUCUCAACCCUUUGCAUGCGGCCGGCUAUUUUCUGAACCCUCAAUUUCACUAUUGUAUUGGAUUUAGAGAUGAUAAUAUAAUUAGGCGUGGUCUACAUCAUUGUAUAACAAGAAUGGCGGGCAGUCCGGAAGAAAGAGCUAAGAUUGAAAUUCAACUUGAUGAUUUCGAUAAGCGGGCAGAUCUUUUGGGUGAUCCUGUUGCUAUAAUGACAGCAGGUUAUGAGAUUCCGUCAAUAUGGUGGGCUGAUUUUGGAGGCGGACUGCCAGAACUCCAAAGUAUUGCGCUUCGUGUAUUGAGUUUGACAUGCAGUUCUUAUGGAGCUGAGAGUAAUCAGAGUGCAUUCAAGAGAAGAAAUCUUUUGAGACAGGAGAAAGAAGAAGGUUUAGAUGCGGACGACUUGGAAUAUGAUAUGAUUUCUGAUUUGCAUGGCGAAUAUGCUCACGGAGAUGAAGAUCAAAUAGAAGCUUAUUGGUUUUAA
This is a messenger RNA of Lathyrus oleraceus (garden pea), 1869 nucleotides long. RefSeq lists its product as uncharacterized. Gene Ontology annotation, molecular function: protein dimerization activity. The record is from RefSeq and is a predicted model, not a curated record. The transcript has 2 exons. Bases 1 to 1869 code for a protein of 622 amino acids. NCBI's taxonomy places the organism in Eukaryota, Viridiplantae, Streptophyta, Magnoliopsida, Fabales, Fabaceae.